UGUUCGAUCGGACCGGAGAGCAUACGCACCGCAAAAUCCGUCGUAGUCUUUCGCUUCGGCAGUAGCAGCAACAGCAUAGCGGUCGUGUCAAACGUCCACGUCGACGACGGCCAUCGCGAACGUAAACCGUAUUCAACGCAACAUUGUCUGUAAGCGCGUGCGGCGGAUGCGCGAAGUUCCGACGGUCCGCUAAGAGAAGAGGACAAAACUAGACUACGCGUUUGACGAGGAAAAUCAUUUCGCGUGACGCGUUUUCACCAAUCGCAGCGUCGGGAUCAACAUCAGCAUCGGUGGACGGAAUAGAACGGAAAAAUGCCGGCUAAAAAUAAGGAGCAAGAACAGGAGGUGUUGGAGUGGAUCGGUCAAGUGUUGGGUGAGAAGAUGCCGACCAACAUACCAUACGAAGAUCAGCUCAAAGAUGGUGUCGUGCUGUGCAACCUGAUCAACAAGAUUAGUCCAGGAUCGGUAAAGAAGAUCCAGACCAAAGGAUCGAACUUUCAACUUAUGGAGAACAUCCAACGAUUUCAAGCGGCUAUCAAGAAGUACGGUGUGCCCGAAGAAGAGAUUUUUCAAACGGCCGACUUGUUUGAACGCAGAAACAUACCGCAGGUGACGCUAUGUCUGUACGCCCUUGCUCGUAUAACGCAAAAGCACCCGGAAUACACGGGACCAGCACUGGGCCCUAAGAUGGCUGAAGCCAACAAGAGAGAGUUCACCGAAGACCAGCUAAGAGCGUCCGAGGGCCAUCUCAACUUGCAGAUGGGUUUCAACAAAGGAGCCUCCCAGUCAGGUCUGGGAUCGUUCGGCAACUCGAGGCAUAUGUAACAAGCUUGUUUUACACUUUUCUAACGUCCACUACUGAGAUUGCACUUCGCAAACACUGCAACGAGACGUGGUUUACAUAUUUAUAUUUUAUUAUUAUUGUUUUUAUUAUCACACGCACUAUGCUUAUAUUAUUA
Sipha flava (yellow sugarcane aphid) is the source of this 959-nucleotide messenger RNA. Its product is annotated as myophilin. The record is from RefSeq and is a predicted model, not a curated record. The coding region runs from base 313 to 825 and encodes 170 amino acids. The transcript is spliced from 4 exons. NCBI's taxonomy places the organism in Eukaryota, Metazoa, Arthropoda, Insecta, Hemiptera, Aphididae. Gene Ontology annotation, molecular function: protein binding.